GGAGCGCAGCACCAUUACGCGCGGAGCGACGUGGCGCACGGCGGCGGCCGCGGGUUCGAGGACCCGUUCCCGGAGCCGGGGUUCCGCAGCUUCACCUUCUCCCGCUCCCUGUCCAGGGGCAGCGGGGCCAUGAUGAUGAUGGGCGGCAUGAGCGGCUCGUCCUUCAACGCCAUCAACCAGCGCGCCGCCGGCCUGCAGGGCCAGGUCACCGACAACCUGAAGAGAGCCGACGUCACGCUGCAGUCGGGCGGCGACCCGAGCGAGGUGGAGUUCUACCUGGGCCAGGCCCGGGACGGCCUGGAGAAGUUGAGGAUGUGUGCGGCCGAGCUGAGCCACGUGGGCCAGCCCAACGACGGCAUCCUGAGGAGCGUGCGGCUGUGCAGCGAGCAGCUGAAGGACGUCCACAUGGCCAUGACGGCCAUGACGGGGGGCAGCGUGCAGCGGCGCAGGAGCACCCGCGGGAGCAGCGGUGGCGGCGGCUGGGACGAGACGCCCCGGAGCUUCACCGACGCCAUGGGCUGGAUCAGCCAACAGAAGCGCCUGGUGGAGACGGCUGCGUGGGGAGACGACCCCGGGGCCGUGGACCAGCAGCUGAUCAGCCACCAGAAAUACCACAGCUCCAUCCAGAGGAGCAGCGAGAUGGACCGGGCCCGGGACGAGCUGAUGAAGAGAGGAGACAAGUCGGGGAAGCACACGCUGGAGCAGGAAUACGACAACCUGCAGAGGAUGUCGGUGUCCCGGAUCGAGCAUCUGCGAGACCUGGUGGAAAUCCUGCAGGAAAUCUCCCGGGAGAUCAUGUGGGUGAACGACCGCGAGGAGGAGGAGCUGGUGUUCGACUGGGGGGACAAGAACAUCGACCAGUACAUCCCCCGGAAGCAGGAGAGCUACUCGAAACUGAUGAGCGCGCUGGAGGACAAAGAGAAGGAGCUGUACAAGCUGCUGACCAAAGUGGACGGGCUCCUGAAGAACAACCACCCGGCGUCGGACAAGAUCGAGGCCUACAAGGACACUCUGCAGACACAGUGGAGUUGGCUUCUUCAAAUCACCAAAUGCAUCGAUUCUCACAUGAAGGAGAACGGCGCCUACAGCCUGUUCUUCAAGGAGGCUAAUGAAACGUACAGCGCCCUGCAAAAGGAACAUGAGACGGUUCGCAAAAUGUUCACCUGUGACAAGAACACGUUGCUGGAGGACCUGAAGGAGCUGCUCACGGGCCUGGAGAUGGAAAAGGAGAAGAUUAUGGAGCACAAACGGCAAGUGCAGCACCUGGUGAGCCGGUCCAGGAGCAUCGUGAGACUGAAGCCCAGAAACCCCGAGGACAAGAGCAGCAAGAACCUGGUGGUGAAGGCGCUGUGCGACUUCAAACAAGACCAGAAAGUGAUCUGUAAAGACAACGAGGCGAUCCUGAAGGACAACAGCCAGCGCAGUAAGUGGCAUGUGACGGGCCCCGGCGGGCUGGACAUGCUGGUGCCGUCCGUGUGCCUGAUCAUCCCACCGCCCAACCCGCUCAGCAUCAGCCUCGCCAACAAGAAUGAGCAGUACUACGAGGCCAUCCUGACUAUCUGGAACCAGCUGUACAUCAAUGUCAAGAGUCUCAUCGCCUGGCAGUACUGCCUUCUGGACAUCACACACGUCAGCUCACUCACCAUCUCAAUGUUGGCCAAGAUGCGUCCCGAGGAAUACCGACAGAUCAUCAAGAACCUGGAGACUCACUAUGAGGAGUUCAAAAUGUGCAGCCGCAGCUCCCAGAUGUUUGCUGAUGAAGACAAGAGGAGCAUAGAGAGCCAGUACACUGCAGCCCAGACGCACUACGACAAGCUGGUGGUGGAUCUGCCGGGAUACAUUGCACAUCAGGAGCAGGUGGAGGUACAGCAGGUGGCUGAGCAGCAGGUGGCUGAGCAGCAGGUGGAGCCUCCGUCGCCGCCGCAGCUGCAGCUGCAGACGCAGCAAGUGCAGCUGCAGACACAAGUGCAGCUGCAGCCGCAGCUGCAGACCCAAGUGCAGCUGCAGACACAGCCGCAGUUCAUCCUAAUCCAACAACCGCAUCAACAACUGCAUCAACUGCAUUUUCAACAGCAGCAACAAGUACAGCUUCAACAGCAGCAUCACCUGCAGCUUCAACAGCAGCAACAACUGCAGCUUCAACAGCAGCAACAACUGCAGCUUCAACAGCAGCAACAACAACAAGCGGCCGCUGAAGAAGAAGAGGCCCGGAUGCUGGAGGAAGAAAGACUGCGAGUGGAGCUUAAAAAACAGGCGGAGAAGAAAACAGAAGUUAAGAAAGAGGUGGUGAAGAAAGAGCAGGUGAUCAAGAAGGAGGUGGUGAAAGUGAUCAGGACGGAGCCGGUGAAGAGGAAAGUUGUGCGGACGUCCUCGUCUUCUUCCUCCUCCUCCUCUUCCUCUCAAAGCCUAUCGGAGCUGCACUCGCUCAGGCUGAGGCUGGAGGCCGCCGAGGGCUCGCUGAGUCAGCACGUUCACAUCUGCGUCGGAGACGACGGCGCGCGAGACUGCGGCCUCAGGAUCAUCCAGUUGGAGUCGGUGGUGCGCGACAUUGACUUGUUGCGCGAGGAGUAUUUACAUCUGAGGGAAAGUGUUUUAAAGGACCUGGGAGACAUCAAGGACUCUGACAAAGCCCAGUUCCUGCGCAGUGAGAUCGGAGUGAUCAACCAGAGACUGAGCAGUCUGGAGAACAGCUCGUCGGCUUACAUCCAGCGGCUGCGGGCUCUAAGGGACAUGCUGGAGAGCGUGGCGCGAGCCGAGGACAUCGUGAAAGUUCACGAGGCGAGACUGACAGAAAAAGAGACGACUUCUCUGAGUCCGAGCGAAGUCGACGACUACAUCUUCACACUCAAGAGUAUCCAGGAGGAGCUGGAUCAGAAGAACGAUGUUCUGGUCUCCAUGGAGACGGAGUUGACGAGGGCGAGCCACUGGAACAGCCAGGUGGGCGGAGCCUCGCACCGCUGCGACAUGAUGCUGUCCAAGUACACGGAGCAGGUGGGGACGCUGGCCGUCCGCUGGAGACGCAUCCAGGGACAGAUCAGCACCAGACUGCAGGACCUGCAGCUGUAUCUCCCUCAGCUGCAUCACUACCAGCAAACCAGCGCGGCGCUGCUCCAGUGGAUCGACGCCACGCGGAAACAACAGGACGUCCUUCGGGCCACCAAGUUUGAGGACGUGCAGGCGCUGAAGGACCUCAUCACCGAGCAGAAGGCUCUGAACGCAGAAAUCAAGGCGAGGAGGGAGACGGUGGAGAGCGUGCUGAGAGACAGCGAGGCCUGCGUGAACGCCAUCAGGGACUAUGAAACAGACCUGGUCUCUUACAGCUCCGGCCUGGAGACGCUGCUCAACGUCCCCAUCAAGAGGACGAUGCUGAAGUCUCCGUCCAUGGAUCUGCACCAGGAGGUCACGCACCUCCAGACCCGCUACAUGGAGCUGCUCACUCUCUCCAGCGACUACAGGAAAUUCCUGGGAGAGUUGCUCAAAAACGUGGAGGAGCUCAAGAUGCGCAGCACCCAGAUCGAGCUGCUGCAGGAGGAGCUGCGUCUGCUGCGGGAGGAGCUGCAGGACCACGGCGCCAAGAGCAGGUCCCUGGAGGAGGCGGUGGCCCGGUACCAGCUGGAGCUGGCCCAGUCCCAGGACCAGGUCCUGUCCCUGGAGGAGCUGAAGCAGAACACGGUGCUGCAGUGCAGCGUCACCAAGGACAGUCUGGACUCCUCCCAGAGCCAGCUGGAACACCUCAACGCUCAGCUGGAAAACCUCAACUACCUGCUGGGCGAGGAGAAGAGGAAGACCAAGCUGGCGGAGGAGCGUUACGCUCAGCAGGAAGAGGAGUACGAGUCGGUUCUGAGGAAGAGGCAGAGCGAGCUGGACCAGCUCAGCGGCUCCAAGAUGGACCUGGAGAAAUCGGUGGGGGAGAAGGAGCACGACGUCGGGCAGCUACGGCGGCAGAUGAGCCAGGAAUCAGACAAACUCAAGGACCUACAGAAGGAGAUAUCAAAGACAAGAACCAUGAUGGAAUCCAUUCAAUCGCAGUACAGCGAAACACUAAGUGAGAGAGAUGAUUUGUUGCUAAAAUUGCAGCGAUUGGAAAAGGACAAAGAUCACAAUCAAAGAAUAGAGGAAGAUCUCAGUGUCGUUAAGUCGUCUCUUGAGUCUGAGCUUCGCAAUAAGGCACUUCUUCAAGAGGAGAAUGAGAAAAUUAAGAGGGAUUUAAAUUACUGGCAGGACCAAUGCAAUGGUAAACAGAGCCUCAUCAGGGAGUACGACACGGACAAGGAGAGGAUGGAGAUGGAAAGAAAAUCCUUGAAAAGUGAGUUAGACAAGCUUGUGCUGCAACAUAAAGAGCUUGAGGAAACGUAUAAAAGUAGAGUGGAAGUGGAGGUUGACGUGGUUUUCGAUGGAGUACGAAAACCAGUCACAGCAAACCAGUUACUUGACUGUGGAGUUUUGGACAAACCAACAUUUACCCAACUUGUAAAAGGACAUAAAACCAUUCCUGAGGUUUCUGCUGACAAGAAAGUCAUUCUAAAAGGGACAGGUCCGAUAGCCGGGGUGGUGAUUGAGGGACCAAAAGGUUCUGGGUCCAGCGAAGGACCCCUUUGCAAAAUCACCUUCACUGAGGCCAAGAGAGAUAAUCUCCUCCCACCGGAUAGCGUUGACUUGCUAUUGGAUGCACAAGCUGCUACAGGUCACAUCAUUGACCCAAGGACUAAUCAGAAGCUAACAGUUGAAGAGGCUUGCAGUCAAGGUGUUGUUGAUGACGAGGACAGAGACAGGCUGCUAGCAGCAGAGGCUGCAGCUGUGGGAUACAGUGAACCUGGUGGAAGCAAACCACUGUCAGUGUUUCAGGCCAUGGAAAAGGGAUUGACCGACAAGACCACAACACUGCGUCUCCUACAAGCUCAGGAGUCCGUAGGGGGGGUUCUAGAUCCCGUACUCAGUGUGUUCCUUCCCAGAGACACAGCCAUUGAGCGUGAACUCAUUGAUAAGGAUACCUGCCAUGCUUUGAAUCAGCGGCCUCCGCUCUACCUGGACCCUGAAAAUGAGGAGGGUGUAACCUAUACGUCAAUGAAAAGAAGGUGCAAGAUAGAUCCACGCACAGGCCUUCUACUUCUUCCUAUCCCUGAGAGAAUCGAUCCUUCAAAAAUUGUCUUUGACGGUGUCCGGAAGCCUGUCACUGCCAAGCAGCUGCUUGACUGUGGUGUCCUGGAAAAGCCAACAUUUAAAGACCUAGAAAAGGGGAACAAAACAGUCCCAGAGGUGUCUGAAGACAAAAAUGUCAGUCUUAAGGGCACGGGACCUAUUGCUGGUGUCAUAGCAGGUAGUCGAGGAAAAAUGUCUUUGUCUGAAGCCAAAAAUCAAAUGCUAAUCCCUGAUGAAAGUGCAGAUAUGCUACUAGAAGCCCAGGCUGCUACAGGCCAUAUCAUUGACCCCAAAGGCAAUAAAAAGCUGACAGUAGAGGAGGCAUGUGCAAGAGGUGUUGUGGACAACAGUGAUCGAGACAGAUUAUUGGGAGCUGAAGCUGCUGCUAUAGGGUAUAAAUGUCCUAACACAGCAAAACCUGUAUCAGUUUUUGUGGCCAUGAAGAAAGGACUAAUUGAUGAAAACAGUGGCAUACGCCUACUGCAGGCCCAAAUGUCAGUGGGUGGAAUUCUGGAUCCAAAUCUCAGUGUGUUUUUACCUCAAGACACAGCUAUUGAGCGCAAGCUUAUAGAUGAAGAACUUUGUUCUGCUCUAAAACUGAGUCCUGAAUGCUAUAUUGACCCAGAAACAGAGCACAAUCUCAGUUAUGAUGCUUUAAAGGAGAGAUGCAAAAUAGAACCUCAUACAGGUCUGCUACUUCUACCAGUCUCUGAGAGGAAAGACCCUUCUCAACUGAUAUUUGAUGGUGUUCGUAAAACGGUCACGGCAAAGCAACUGCUUGAUUGUGGGGUCCUGGACAAACCAACAUUUAACCAACUAAUGAAAGGGAGCAAAACUGUUGCAGAAGUGUCUGAGGAUAAAAAGAUCCCACUAAAGGGGACUGGAUCAAUUGCUGGUGUAGAAGUUGGACCAUUAGGAAAACUGUCAUUAUCAGAGGCAAAGGAAAAGAAGAUGAUUUCUCCUGACAGUGCAGACUUGCUGCUGGAAGCUCAAGCUGCCACUGGUCACAUCAUCGAUCCCAAAACCAAUAAAAAACUGACAGUAAAGGAAGCAUGUGCAGCGGGAGUUGUGGACAAUUCUGAUCGAGAUAAACUCUUAGCAGCAGAAGCUGCUGCUGUGGGCUACCAGGAUCCUCACACCGCCCAGCCUCUUUCAGUGUUUGAGGCAAUGAAGAAGGGACUAGUUGACAAGAAGACUGGACUACGUUUGCUACAGGCCCAGGAGUCUGCAGGGGGUAUUCUAGAUCCAAACCUCAGUGUGUUCCUCCCUAAAGACACUGCAAUAAAACGCAAGCUGUUGGAUGAAGAGCUCCGUUCUGCUCUCAGUAAGAAUCCAGAGUGUUACCUUGACCCAGACACAGACCGUGAUGCCAGCUAUGGAGAUCUAAAGAAAAGGUGCAAAAUAGAUGCCAAGACAGGUUUGAACCUUCUGCCAGUCUCUGAGAGAAAAGACCCUUCCAAACUGAUGUUUGAAGGUGUCCGUAAGCCAGUCUCAGCCCAGCAGCUGUUGGAAUGUGGUGUCCUCGACAAACCAACAUUGGACAAGCUCUUGAAAGGUGAGAAAACUGUUGCUGAGGUGUCUGAGGAUAAAAAGAUCCCCUUAAAGGGGACGGGAUCAAUUGCGGGUGUAGAAGUUGGACCUUUAGGAAAACUGUCAUUGUCAGAGGCAAAGAAAAAUAAGAUGAUUCAUCCUGAAAGUGCAGACUUGCUGCUUCAAGCUCAAGCUGCCACUGGUCACAUCAUCGAUCCCAAAACCAAUAAAAAACUGACAGUAGAGGAAGCAUGUGCAGCGGGAGUUGUGGACAAUUCAGAUCGAGAUAAACUCUUAGCAGCAGAAACUGCUGCUGUGGGCUACCAGGAUCCUCACACCGCCCAGCCUCUUUCAGUGUUUGAGGCAAUGAAGAAGGGACUAGUUGACAAAAAGACUGGACUACGUUUGCUGCAGGCCCAGGAGUCUGCAGGGGGUAUUCUAGAUCCAAACCUCAGUGUGUUCCUCCCUAAAGACACCGCAAUAAAACGCAACCUAUUGGACGAAGAGCUCCGUUCUGCUCUCAGUAAGAACCCAGAGUGUUACCUUGACCCAGACACAGACCGUGAUGCCAGCUAUGGAGAUCUAAAGAAAGGGUGCAAAAUAGAUGCCAAGACAGGUUUGAUGCUUCUGCCAGUCUCUGAGAGGAAAGACCCUUCCAAACUGAUGUUUGAAGGUGUCCGUAAGCCAGUCUCAGCCCAGCAGCUGUUGGAAUGUGGUGUCCUCGACAAACCAACAUUUGACAAGCUCUUGAAAGGUGAGAAAACUGUUGCUGAGGUGUCUGUAGAUAAAAAGAUCCCUCUAAAGGGGACUGGAUCAAUUGCUGGUGUAGAAGUUGGACCAUUAGGAAAACUGUCAUUGUCAGAGGCAAAGAAAAAGAAGAUGAUUUCUCCUGACAGUGCAGACUUGCUGCUUCAAGCUCAAGCUGCCACUGGUCACAUCAUCGAUCCCAAGACCAAUAAAAAACUGACAGUAGAGGAAGCAUGUGCAGCGGGAGUUGUGGACAAUUCAGAUCGAGAUAAACUCUUAGCAGCAGAAGCUGCUGCUGUGGGCUACCAGGAUCCUCACACUGCCCAGCCUCUUUCAGUGUUUGAGGCAAUGAAGAAGGGACUAGUUGACAAAAAGACUGGACUACGUUUUCUACAGGCCCAGGAGUCUGCAGGGGGUAUUCUAGAUCCAAACCUCAGUGUGUUCCUCCCUAAAGACACUGCAAUAAAACGCAAGCUGUUGGAUGAAGAGCUCCGUUCUGCUCUCAGUAAGAACCCAGAGUGUUACCUUGACCCAGACACAGACCGUGAUGCCAGCUAUGGAGAUCUAAAGAAAAGCUGCAAAACAGAUGCCAAGACAGGUUUGAUGCUUCUGCCAGUCUCUGAGAGGAAAGACCCUUCCAAACUGAUGUUUGAAGGUGUCCGUAAGCCAGUCUCAGCACAGCAGCUGUUGGAAUGUGGUGUCCUCGACAAGCCAACGUUUGACAAGCUCUUGAAAGGUGAGAAAACUGUUGCAGAGGUGUCUGAGGAUAAAAAGAUCCCUCUAAAGGGGACUGGAUCAAUUGCUGGUGUAGAAGUUGGACAAUUAGGAAAACUGUCAUUGUCAGAGGCAAAGAAAAAGAAGAUGAUUUCUCCUGACAGUGCAGACUUGCUGCUUCAAGCUCAGGCUGCCACUGGUCACAUCAUCGAUCCCAAGACCAAUAAAAAACUGACAGUAGAGGAAGCAUGUGCAGCGGGAGUUGUGGACAAUUCAGAUCGAGAUAAACUCUUAGCAGCAGAAGCUGCUGCUGUGGGCUACCAGGAUCCUCACACCGCCCAGCCUCUUUCAGUGUUUGAGGCAAUGAAGAAGGGACUUGUUGACAAGAAGACUGGACUACGUUUGCUACAGGCCCAGGAGUCUGCAGGGGGUAUUCUAGAUCCAAACCUCAGUGUGUUCCUCCCUAAAGACACUGCAAUAAAACGGAAGCUGUUGGAUGAAGAGCUCCAUUCUGCUCUCAGUAAGAACCCAGAGUGUUACUUUGACCCAGAAACAGACCGUGAUGCCAGCUAUGGAGAUCUAAAUAAAAGGUGCAAAACAGAUGCCAAGACAGGUUUGAUGCUUCUGCCAGUUUCUGAGAGGAAAGACCCUUCCAAACUGAUGUUUGAAGGUGUCCGUAAGCCAGUCUCAGCACAGCAGCUGUUGGAAUGUGGUGUCCUCGACAAACCAACAUUUGACAAGCUCUUGAAAGGUGAGAAAACUGUUGCAGAGGUGUCUGUAGAUACAAAGAUCCCUCUAAAGGGGACUGGAUCAAUUGCUGGUGUAGAAGUUGGACCUUUAGGAAAACUGUCAUUAUCAGAGGCAAAGAAAAAGACGAUGAUUUCUCCUGACAGUGCAGACUUGCUGCUGGAAGCUCAAGCUGCCACUGGUCACAUCAUCGAUCCCAAGACCAAUAAAAAACUGACAGUAGAGGAAGCAUGUGCAGCGGGAGUUGUGGACAAUUCAGAUCGAGAUAAACUCUUAGCAGCAGAAGCUGCUGCUGUGGGCUACCAGGAUCCUCACACCGCCCAGCCUCUUUCAGUGUUUGAGGCAAUGAAGAAGGGACUAGUUGACAAGAAGACUGGACUACGUUUGCUACAGGCCCAGGAGUCUGCAGGGGGUAUUCUAGAUCCAAACCUCAGUGUGUUCCUCCCUAAAGACACUGCAAUAAAACGCAAGCUGUUGGAUGAAGAGCUCCGUUCUGCUCUCAGUAAGAACCCAGAGUGUUACCUUGACCCAGACACAGACCGUGAUGCCAGCUAUGGAGAUCUAAAGAAAAGGUGCAAAAUAGAUGCCAAGACAGGUUUGAUGGUUCUGCCAGUCUCUGAGAGGAAAGACCCUUCCAAACUGAUGUUUGAAGGUGUCCGUAAGCCAGUCUCAGCACAGCAGCUGUUGGAAUGUGGUGUCCUCGACAAACCAACGUUUGACAAGCUCUUGAAAGGUGAGAAAACGGUUGCACAGGUGUCUGAGGAUAAAAAAAUCCCUCUAAAGGGGACUGGAUCAAUUGCUGGUGUAGAAGUUGGACCAUUAGGAAAACUGUCAUUGUCAGAGGCAAAGAAAAAGAAGAGUAUUUCUCCUGACAGUGCAGACUUGCUGCUGGAAGCUCAAGCUGCCACUGGUCACAUCAUCGAUCCCAAGACCAAUAAGAAACUGACGGUAGAGGAAGCAUGUGCAGCGGGAGUUGUGGACAAUUCUGUUCGAGAUAAACUCUUAGCAGCAGAAGCUGCUGCUGUGGGCUACCAGGAUCCUCACACCGCCCAGCGUCUUUCAGUGUUUGAGGCAAUGAAUAAGGGACUAGUUGACAAGAAGACUGGACUACGUUUGCUACAGGCCCAGGAGUCUGCAGGGGGUAUUCUAGAUCCAAACCUCAGUGUGUUCCUCCCUAAAGACACUGCAAUAAAACGCAAGCUGUUGGAUGAAGAGUUCCGUUCUGCUCUCAGUAAGAAUCCAGAAUGUUACCUUGACCCAGACACAGACCGUGAUGCCAGCUAUGGAGAUCUAAAGAAAAGGUGCAAAACAGAUGCCAAGACAGGUUUGAUGCUUCUGCCAGUCUCUGAGAGGAAAGACCCUUCCAAACUGAUGUUUGAUGGUGUCCGUAAGCCAGUCUCAGCACAGCAGCUGUUGGAUUGUGGUGUCCUCGACAAACCAACAUUUGACAAGCUCUUGAAAAGUGAGAAAACUGUUGCAGAGGUGUCUAAAGAUAAAAAGAUUGCUCUAAAGGGGACUGGAUCAAUUGCUGGUGUAGAAGUUGGACCAUUAGGAAAACUGUCAUUGUCAGAGGCAAAGAAAAAGAAGAUGAUUUCUCCUGAAAGUUCAGACUUGUUGCUUCAAGCUCAAGCUGCCACUGGUCACAUCAUCGAUCCCAAGACCAAUAAAAAACUGACCGUAGAGGAAGCAUGUGCAGCGGGAGUUGUGGACAAUUCAGAUCGAGAUAAACUCUUAGCAGCAGAAGCUGCUGCUGUGGGCUACCAGGAUCCUCACACCGCCCAGCCUCUUUCAGUGUUUGAGGCAAUGAAGAAGGGACUUGUUGACAAGAAGACUGGACUACGUUUGCUACAGGCCCAGGAGUCUGCAGGGGGUAUUCUAGAUCCAAACCUCAGUGUGUUCCUCCCUAAAGACACUGCAAUAAAACGCAAGCUGUUGGAUGGAGAGCUCCGUUCUGCUCUCAGUAAGAACCCAGAGUGUUACCUCGACCCAGACACAGACCGUGAUGCCAGCUAUGGAGAUCUAAAGAAAAGCUGCAAAACAGAUGCCAAGACAGGUUUGAUGCUUCUGCCAGUCUCUGAGAGGAAAGACCCUUCCAAACUGAUGUUUGAAGGUGUCCGUAAGCCAGUCUCAGCACAGCAGCUGUUGGAAUGUGGUGUCCUCGACAAACCAACAUUUGACAAGCUCUUGAAAGGGAAGAAAACUGUUGCAGAGGUGUCUAAAGAUAACAAGAUUCCUCUAAAGGGGACUGGAUCAAUUGCUGGUGUAGAAGUUGGACCAUUAGGAAAACUGUCAUUGUCAGAGGCAAAGAAAAAGAAGAGUAUUUCUCCUGACAGUGCAGACUUGCUGCUGGAAGCUCAAGCUGCCACUGGUCACAUCAUCGAUCCCAAGACCAAUAAAAAACUGACAGUAAGGGAAGCAUGUGCAGCGGGAGUUGUGGACAAGUCAGAUCGAGAUAAACUCUUAGCAGCAGAAGCUGCUGCUGUGGGCUACCAGGAUCCUCACACUGCCCAGCCUCUUUCAGUGUUUGAGGCAAUGAAGAAGGGACUUGUUGACAAGAAGACUGGACUACGUUUGCUACAGGCCCAGGAGUCUGCAGGGGGUAUUCUAGAUCCAAACCUCAGUGUGUUCCUCCCUAAAGACACCGCAAUAAAACGCAAGUUGUUGGAUGAAGAGCUCCAUUCUGCUCUCAGUAAGAACCCAGAGUGUUACCUUGACCCAGACACAGACCGGGAUGCCAGCUAUGGAGAUCUAAAGAAAAGGUGCAAAACAGAUGCCAAGACAGGUUUGAUGCUUCUGCCAGUCUCUGAGAGGAAAGACCCUUCCAAACUGAUGUUUGAAGGUGUCCGUAAGCCAGUCUCAGCACAGCAGCUGUUGGAUUGUGGUGUCCUCGACAAACCAACGUUUGACAAGCUCUUGAAAGGUGAGAAAACGGUUGCACAGGUGUCUGAGGAUAAAAAAAUCCCUCUAAAGGGGACUGGAACAAUUGCUGGUGUAGAAGUUGGACCUUUAGGAAAACUGUCAUUGUCAGAGGCAAAGAAAAAGAAGAUGAUUUCUCCUGACAGUGCAGACUUGCUGCUUCAAGCUCAAGCUGCCACUGGUCACAUCAUCGAUCCCAAGACCAAUAAGAAACUGACGGUAGAGGAAGCAUGUGCAGCGGGAGUUGUGGACAAUUCUGUUCGAGAUAAACUCUUAGCAGCAGAAGCUGCUGCUGUGGGCUACCAGGAUCCUCACACCGCCCAGCGUCUUUCAGUGUUUGAGGCAAUGAAGAAGGGACUUGUUGACAAGAAGACUGGACUACGUUUGCUACAGGCCCAGGAGUCUGCAGGGGGUAUUCUAGAUCCAAACCUCAGUGUGUUCCUCCCUAAAGACACCGCAAUAAAACGCAACCUAUUGGAUGAAGAGCUCCAUUCUGCUCUCAGUAAGAACCCAAAGUGUUACCUUGACCCAGACACAGACCGUGAUGCCAGCUAUGGAGAUCUAAAGAAAAGGUGCAAAACAGAUGCCAAGACAGGUUUGAUGCUUCUGCCAGUCUCUGAGAGGAAAGACCCUUCCAAACUGAUGUUUGAUGGUGUCCGUAAGCCAGUCUCAGCACAGCAGCUGUUGGAAUGUGAUGUCCUCGACAAACCAACAUUUGACAAGCUCUUGAAAGGUGAGAAAACUGUUGCAGAGGUGUCUGUAGAUACAAAGGUCUUCCUAAAGGGAACAGGAUCCAUUGCUGGUGUGGCAGCUGGACCUUUAGGGAAGAUGUCUUUUACAGAAGCCAAAAAGCAGAAAAUGUUGUCAUCUGACAGUGCAGACAUGCUUCUAAUAUCUCAAGCAGCCACAGGUCAUAUUAUAGACCCUCGGACUAAUCAGAAACUGACAGUGGAGGAAGCAUGUGCAGCGGGAGUUGUGGACAAUUCUGAUCGAGAUAAACUCUUAGCAGCAGAAGCUGCUGCUGUGGGCUACCAGGAUCCUCACACCGCCCAGCCUCUUUCACUGUUUGAGGCAAUGAAGAAGGGACUUGUUGACAAGAAGACUGGACUACGUUUGCUACAGGCCCAGGAGUCUGCAGGGGGUAUUCUAGAUCCAAACCUCAGUGUGUUCCUCCCUAAAGACACCGCAAUAAAACGCAAGCUGCUGGAUGAAGAGCUCCGUUCUGCUCUCAGUAAGAACCCAGAGUGUUACCUUGACCCAGACACAGACUGUGAUGCCAGCUAUGGAAAUCUAAAGAAAAGGUGCAAAAUAGAUGCCAAGACAGGUUUGAACCUUCUGCCAGUCUCUGAGAGGAAAGACCCUUCCAAACUGAUGUUUGAAGGUGUCCGUAAGCCAGUCUCAGCACAGCAGCUGUUGGAUUGUGGUGUCCUUGACAAACCAACAUUUGACAAGCUCUUGAAAGGGAAGAAAACUGUUGCAGAGGUGUCUAAAGAUAACAAGAUUCCUCUAAAGGGUACUGGAUCAAUUGCUGGUGUAGAAGUUGGACCUUUAGGAAAACUGUCAUUGUCAGAGGCAAAGAAAAAGAAGAUGAUUUCUCCUGACAGUGCAGACUUGCUGCUGGAAGCUCAAGCUGCCACUGGUCACAUCAUCGAUCCCAAGACCAAUAAAAAACUGACAGUAGAGGAAGCAUGUGCAGCAGGAGUUGUGGACAAUUCUGUUCGAGAUAAACUCUUAGCAGCAGAAGCUGCUGCUGUGGGCUACCAGGAUCCUCACACCGCCCAGCCUCUUUCAGUGUUUGAGGCAAUGAAGAAGGGACUUGUUGACAAGAAGACUGGACUACGUUUGCUACAGGCCCAGGAGUCUGCAGGGGGUAUUCUAGAUCCAAACCUCAGUGUUUUCCUCCCUAAAGACAUCGCAAUAAAACACAAGCUGUUGGAUGAAGAGCUCCGUUCUGCUCUCAGUAAGAACCCAGAGUGUUACCUUGACCCAGACACAGACCGUGAUGCCAGCUAUGGAGAUCUAAAGAAAAGGUGCAAAACAGAUGCCAAGACAGGUUUGAUGGUUCUGCCAGUCUCUGAGAGGAAAGACCCUUCCAAACUGAUGUUUGAAGGUGUCCGUAAGCCAGUCUCAGCACAGCAGCUGUUGGAAUGUUGUGUCCUAGACAAAACAACAUUUGACAAGCUCUUGAAAGGUGAGAAAACUGUUGCAGAGGUGUCUGUAGAUACAAAGGUCUUUCUAAAGGGAACAGGAUCCAUUGCUGGCGUGGCAGCUGGACCUUUAGGGAAGAUGUCUUUUACAGAAGCCAAAAAGCAAAAAAUUAUGUCAUAUGACAGUGCAAACAUGCUUCUAAUAUCUCAAGCAGCCACAGGUCAUAUUAUAGACCCUCGGACUAAUCAGAAACUGACAGUCAAAGAGGCUUCUGCCAAAGGAGUAGUGGACAAGGAGGAUGAAUCAAUGCUGUUUGCAGCUGAGGCUGCCGUUAUAGGAUAUAGAGACCCAAGUACUUCCAAGCUCAUGACAGCUGGCCAAGCAAUGAGAAAGGGAUUAAUUGACAAGGAUACUGCUCUCUGUGUCCUUCAGGCUCAAGAGUCUGUUGGUGGAAUUUUGGACCCUACCCUCAAUGUGUUCUUACCUAAAGACAUUGCCAUGGAUAGGGAUCUUAUUGAUGAGGACUUAUACCAGGCCCUAAACCAGUCCCCUGAGUGUUAUCUCGACCCAGAUACCCAAAAACCAACUACAUAUAUGUCACUCCAGAAAAAAUGUAAAUCUGAUCCUAGCACAGGUCUCUUGCUUCUGCCCACACCAAAAAAGCCACCAUCCAUAAAGGGGCUUAGGAACGAAGUGUCCGUCAUGGAUCUGGUGGACGCAAACCUGCUGGAGCGUUCUGAUGUGGACCAGCUGUAUGAAGGUAAAUUGACAAGCAAAGACAUUGAAGACCGCCUGCACUCAUACCUGAAAGGUUCCACUUGCAUCGCAGGAAUUUAUGAUGAGGCUAAGAAUAAGAUUCUGCCAUUCUAUCAAGCCAUGAAAGAUGGACUGUUGCGACCUGGCACCACUCUGGAGCUGCUUGAAGCCCAAGCUGCAUCAGGUUUUAUAGUUGAUCCUGUCAAUAAUCUUUACCUGACUGUCCACGAAGCUUACAACAAAAGACUGUUUGGGCCAGAGUUUAAGGACAAACUGUUAUCAGCAGAGAAGGCUGUUACUGGCUACGAACUACCUGGAACAGACAAGAUAAUCUCCCUCUUCCAGGCAAUAGAGAAGGGUCUAGUGGAGAAAGGUCAUGGUAUCCGCCUUCUAGAGGCCCAAAUUGCUGCUGGCGGAAUCAUUGAUCCUAAAUACAGCCAUCGUAUUGAUGUGAACGUAGCCUACAAAAGAGGUUACUUUGAUGAAGAAAUGAACAAGAUCCUUAUUGAUGAGAGUGAUGAUACUAAAGGUUUCUUUGAUCCAAAUACAGAGGAAAACCUAACUUAUCUGGGACUUUUGAAACGCUGUAUCGUAGAUAAGAAGACUAACCUUCUUCUGUUGCCUCUCACUGAGAAGAAUAAGCAAGAGCCAACACUUACAAACACCCUACGGAAGAGGAGAGUGAUAAUUGUGGAUCCGGAGACUAACAAAGAAAUGACAGUGCGUGAAGCCUAUGACAAAGGGUAUAUCGACUAUGCUACCUUAAUGGAGCUGUCGGAGCACGAGUGUGAGUGGGAAGAGAUCAUUACCACUGCACCAGAUGGCUCCACAAGACUUGUUAUCCUGGACAGAAGAACUAGAAGGCAGUAUGACACCACUGAGCUCCUUCAAAGGCAAGUCAUUGAUGAAUCAAUUCUAGAACAGUACCGCUCACGAAAGAUCACCCUCACUCAGUUUGCAGAUAUCAUCACGGAGAGGACCAAAUAUCAAUCGGUGUCAUCACCUUCAGCAACCUCACCCACAUCUUCAGUGAUGUCAACAUCAGCUUCAACAAAAUCAGCAUCGUUGGAAACAUCUUCACUGACGUCAACCACCUUAAGAGCUUCAGAAACCUCAAUUGCAGCGUCAUCAUCUUCUUCCUUCACCUCCUUAUCAACAGUUGAAUCAAGAUCUUUAUCACCUACUGUCACCAAGAUGACCACAACAAGAACUACCACCGUCACAGGGCAGAGCAGCUCAACCAGCAGUGUGUCUCAUGGUUAUACUGACGUCUCCAAACAUGCAUCCAGUGUAUCUAUCACUUUGUCCAGUCCUACGGAAACAGUGGGUGAGCUGGGACCUGUGGGUGCCAUUUUUGACACAGACACCGUUGAGAAGAUAUCUAUAACAGAGGCUGUAAUUCGUGGCAUAGUGGAUGGAGUCACUGCCCAGAGGUUGCUGGAGGCCCAAGCCUGCACUGGUGGGAUUGUUAACCCCACAAACGGCCAGAGGGUCAGCACCCAGGAGGCCACUCGCAUGGGCAUAAUCAGUCAGGACAUGGCCACUAAACUCAAACCUGCUCAGAAAACCUACAUCGGCUUUGAGAACGUCAAAACCAAGAAGAAGAUGUCGGUUUCCGAGGCCAUGAAGGAGAUGUGGCUGCCAUACGAAGCAGGACAGAGAUUCAUGGAGUUCCAGGUUGCAACCGGCGGGCUUUACGACCCAGAAAUGGGCUGCAGAAGAACCAUAGAUGAUGCUUUCAAAAUGGGCUGGCUGGAUGUGAGAACAGCGCAGAGGCUCCAAGACUUCAGCCACCACACAAAGAACCUGACAUGCCCCAAGAGCAAACUAAGAAUAUCUUACAAAGAGGCUCUGGAUAACUGCCUGAUGGAGGAGGACACCGGGGUCAGAAUGCUGCAGGCAUCAAUGGUGUCUUCUAGAGGAAUCAGUAGUCCAUACAGUAUUGGCUCGGCCCCCGGUUCCACUGCCGGCUCCAGGACCGGCUCCCAACGAUCCUCCCGCCGGAGCAGCCUGGACAUGGGCUCCCCGUUAGCUAGGCACUACGGUUAUAGCAGCUUCCCUUCAUUCUACUAACUAAAAAAAGGAAGACAAGGUUCUGUUCCUGGAUGCUUUUUUCAAUAGAGAGUAUGCAUUGAUGUCACUUCCCCACUGGACCACGCCCCCUUACACUGGACCACGCCCCCUUACUCGCACUGAGUGGCAAAAAUGUCUGCAACUAGUGGAGAAGACGGGAUAACCAGUGAUCCAUGGACAUUAAUAUUUGGCCACGAAUCCAGUUUCCUGAUAUUUCUAUGUACUUAAUUUCUACUCCGGGGAAAUACACAAAGCAAAGCUUGAAGGCUUACAAAUGUUUUGAAGCUUGGUCCGCCUUCAACGCAGGAUUUGUUGUAUUAAUUAAAGUGAUGAGGACACCGAACUUUAUGAUUUGACCGUUUAACGUUAGCUACCCAAAAAUCCAACAUUACCUGGUACAAAAUGGGAACCACAAAUCCACGUUUCGGUGUCUGGAAUCCAGUUGUUUCUGUGAAUUGCAGAGAUCCAUUCGUCUCUCUUAAGCUUAUUUUUCCGCAGUCUGUAAAACGAUAACUCCGAUUUCUUGCUAAAUCUAUGAGUACAGUCGAUCGCACAACAGCUCUUUCCCAUUUUAGAUGUUUUCCAGUUGCUCAAACUGAAAGUUUACGCUGCCACUCAGUCUUUCUGCCACUCAGUCUUUCUGCCACUCAGUCUUUCUGCCACCCAGUGUUUGUAACCCGCUGUGAAGUCGCAUCGUGACAUCAUGAGCAUUCCCUCUAUUGAACAUUUCUGCUUUGCGUGUUCAGAUAAAAAAUAAUGUUAUAGAUUCUUCUUAAUCUGUCAGGCUCAUACGUUGGUGUUACUGCAUUUAAAAUUUUGCUAUUCAAAUUCUAAGGAUGAAGAAAACUUUUUUUAACAACUGACAAGAAUGACAAGCAGCAUCAUUCAAGUAUAUGGAUUGAAAUGUUUUUUAUUACAAUUCUUGGUGUUCCUGAAGUGGGUAUAGAAAUGAUUACCGUCUUAUCAUAUAUCCACUGUUUUGCUUAUAUUUUUUCCAGAACUUCAGAAAAUGUGGUAUUUUCAUCACAGUUUGAUUUUUGUAAAAUAGUGUUUUAUUGUCUUUUUUUUUCUGCCAACUGUACUUUUUUGGUGGGGAAUGGUAAAAUGUUGGUGAAUAAGCUUGCUGAAUGGUUUUUAUUUUCUAAACUAAACAAUUUCUAAAAAAAAAGAUCUCUUUCUGUUUAAUGCUUUCAGUUUUUAAAUAUUUU
Messenger RNA from Cololabis saira (Pacific saury), 17978 nucleotides. RefSeq names its product epiplakin-like. Gene Ontology annotation, molecular function: DNA binding; structural molecule activity. The transcript has 24 exons. NCBI's taxonomy places the organism in Eukaryota, Metazoa, Chordata, Actinopteri, Beloniformes, Belonidae. The record is from RefSeq and is a predicted model, not a curated record. Gene Ontology annotation, biological process: intermediate filament cytoskeleton organization; DNA repair; cell-cell adhesion. The coding region runs from base 130 to 16770 and encodes 5546 amino acids. Gene Ontology annotation, cellular component: plasma membrane; intercalated disc; cytoskeleton.